Molecule: messenger RNA, 1238 nt
Organism: Rhodamnia argentea
Lineage: Eukaryota; Viridiplantae; Streptophyta; Magnoliopsida; Myrtales; Myrtaceae
Product: GDSL esterase/lipase At1g09390-like
Exons: 5
Coding region: 95-1198 (367 amino acids)
Molecular function (GO): hydrolase activity, acting on ester bonds
Source: RefSeq, a predicted model, not a curated record
CUCAGAUCCCUCUGAAAUAUUCACAUAAGCGGCUCCUGUUUUGACCCUUUUGCAUUCUAAUUCAAAGCCAAAAGAAGAAGGCGCAGAGAAGAAUAUGGCGAAGAAGAGCGUUCCCAGCCUCCAUGCCCUGACGUCCGCUGUGACGAUGCUGGUGCUCGGCCUUGGCCUUCCGACCUUGGUUGCUCCUCGGUGCGAGACGAGACCCAUCCUCUUCAACUUUGGCGACUCAAACUCGGACACCGGCGGUUUCACGGCCGCGUUCGGGAUCGACUUCGCACUGCCCGACGGCCGCGCCUUCUUUCACGAGGCCACCGGCCGGCUGUGCGACGGGCGGGUGACCAUCGAUUUCCUCUGCGAGAGCCUGAACACAAGUCUCUUGAGCCCGUACUUGGAAUCUUUGGGCCCGAAUUUCAGCAACGGAGCCAAUUUCGCCACCGCCGGCGCCGCCACCCUCCCUCGCUACCAGCCCUUCAACUUGGGCGUCCAAGUCCGCCAGUUCCUCCUUUUCCGAUCUCGCUCGCCGCUGCUUCUCUCGAGAGGCUAUGCGAAUCUGGUCGGUAAGGAUGGCUUCACGAACGCUCUCUACACCAUAGACAUCGGCCAGAAUGACCUUGCGCCGUAUCCUCCUAUUCCGUAUUCGCAAGUUAUAGGAAAUAUCUCAGUCUUCGUCGAAGAAAUCAGACUCACUAUCUGGAGCAUAUACCAAAGCGGAGGGAAGAAUUUCUGGGUGCACAACACCGGGCCAUUGGGCUGUUUGCCUAACGUAUUGGUUAACCACCCCCAUGACGCGAGCGACAUUGAUGAGCUCGGGUGCCUCCGAUCUCGCAACGAUGUUGCUCGAGAAUUCAAUCGGCGAUUGCAAUCCCUUUGCGACGAGCUGAGGUGCCGGAUGAAGAACGCCACGAUCGUGUACGUCGACGUCUUCGCGAUCAAGUACGAUCUCAUCGCCAAUCACGCUAAACACGGAUUCGAGAACCCGUUAAUGGCGUGCUGCGGCAAUGGCGGGCCGCCCUACAACUACAAUCCCAACAUUACUUGCGGCCGGAGCGGGUACACCGUGUGCGACGAUGCGUCGCGCCAUGUCAGCUGGGACGGCAACCACUACACCGAGGCGGCUAAUUCUUUCGUGGCCUCUCGAAUACUCUCCGCUAACUACUCCACCCCUCCCAUUAAAUUUGAUUUCUUUUGUAACGUUUAAUUUCACUUGAAGAGAUUUCUGGAGUUUUGCGAAUAUCCGG